Symbiodinium pilosum is the source of this 861-nucleotide messenger RNA. Lineage: Eukaryota; Dinophyceae; Suessiales; Symbiodiniaceae. The record is from the annotation of a GenBank genome assembly.
AUGGAGGCGCCGCCACCCGGCUGGGUUCCGCCCUCGGCGCUACGACGUGCCCGUCCCCAGGCUUUGGAGACGACUGCGGAUACGAACAAGUCCCUGCUUCAGACGAUGUUUCCUGGCUUUGCCUUUGACACAGUCCUGGUGGCACUGUCGGCGGUUGAGUUGGCAACCUACGGGGCAUUGAUCUGCUUCUUGCCCACAGUAGGCCAGGGCUACCCCACACUCUGUGGACUCUACAGCUGGGGUGCCGCCUAUGCGCCUCAGAUCGCCUCGGGCGCCCUUUGGCGUCUGUUGGCGCCGACUUUUCUGCAUGCUAGCUUCUCGCACGUGCUGACAAACGUGAUCUUUCAGCUGCGCUUGGGCUUCUCAGUUGAGGAGUCGCUGGGGCACUGGCGCUUUGCUGUGCUUUACUUCACUACUGGCGCCUUUGGCAGCCUGAUGUCGGCUGCGAUGACUCCCCAGACCGUUGCGGUAGGUGCUUCGACCAGUGCGCUCGGCCUGCUGGGCGCCCUAUUGGCACGUGCAUACCUGGGCGAAACAGCGCAGAGCCACGGCUUGGCUGUGUCCAGCAUUGCCAUCCUCAUUCUGGUGAACAGCGGUCCCCAGGCGGAUGUGUUUGGUCACCUGGGAGGUCUACUUGCAGGAUUCCUGCUCUACAUAGUCCUCCACAAAGGCGAGACAAGUCCUGGACACCUCCGAGGCACUGCCUUGGCGGCUCUGGCCACAUUUACCCUAAUUGGAAGCGUUGAGCUCCACAAGCUUGCGGGUAUGACGCCCGAGGCUCUGGGGAUGAUGUCUCGAUGUCCGGGCAUGCUCACGAACGUUGCAACCGGAGCUGCCAAAGUCGGAAGUGCAAUGCAGUGA